CUUCGUUGAGUGCGAUGAGACGAGUCGGGGCGUUUGGGGGCUCCACGGCCCUGUGGGUGCUCCUGGCCGCCCACGUGGCGGCGGCGUUCGAGCCCGUGAGCGUGGGCAUCGCCAUCGGGGCUGUGUCAGCGCUCACCGGCUACCUGUCCUAUAGCGACUUUUACUGCCGCUUCACCGAGUGCUGCCAUGAGGAACGGCCCCUCAACACGUCGGCCCUCAAGCUGGACUUGGAAGAGAAGCUGUUCGGACAGCACCUUGCCACCGAAGUGAUUCUCAAGGCAUUGACUGGCUUCAGGAACAACAAAAAUCCCAAGAAACCACUGACUCUAUCCUUGCACGGCUGGGCUGGCACGGGCAAGAAUUUUGUCAGCCAGAUUGUGGCUGAAAACCUUUAUCCAAAAGGCCUGAAGAGUAACUUUGUCCACCUGUUCGUCUCUACUCUGCACUUCCCUCAUGAGCAGAAGAUAAAACUGUACCAGGACCAGCUCCAGAAGUGGAUCCGAGGCAACGUGAGCGCGUGCGGCAGCUCCGUUUUCAUCUUUGACGAGAUGGAUAAGUUGCAUCCUGGAAUCAUUGAUGCAAUCAAGCCCUUCCUGGACUAUUAUGAGCAGGUGGAUGGGAUUUCCUACCGCAAAGCCAUCUUCAUCUUCCUCAGCAAUGCAGGAGGGGACCUGAUAACCAAGACGACCCUGGACUUCUGGCGGGCAGGAAGAAAAAGGGAGGAGAUCCAGCUGAAGGACCUGGAGCCUGUGCUGUCUGUGGGUGUCUUCAACAACAAGCACAGUGGCCUGUGGCACAGUGGGCUAAUAGACAAGAACCUCAUCGACUACUUCAUCCCCUUCCUGCCCUUGGAGUAUAAACACGUGAAAAUGUGUGUGCGGGCAGAGAUGAGGGCCCGAGGGGCUGCUGUGGAUGAAGACAUUGUCACCAGUGUGGCAGAUGAAAUGACCUUUUUCCCCAAGGAUGAGAAGAUCUACUCGGACAAGGGCUGCAAGACAGUGCAGUCACGGCUGGAUUUCCACUGAGCUCUUCCCUCAGUGAGGUGGGAUGACCAGGGCCUUGCCAUGGAGAAGCACUUUGAAAGCUCCCCACUUGGGGCUUUGCACAUUUGCACCUGUGGACUUGGGACGUUGUCCAUGUAUUGUCUGAAGAUGAACUUUUAGAACAUUCACUCUUACUGUGAAUCAAGUGCCUAAAAAACGUCUGAACGCAGGCCAAGGUCCUGUGUGGCCAACAAUGCCCAUGCCUCAGAUACCACUAAGAGCCUGCAGCGCCUGCUGCAGUCUUGGGGAAGCAGGGUUUCCUGACAGGGGCGCCCACUGUGCUGUUUUCUUUUUCGCCUUGAGCUGGAACUCAGUAGCUGGUGGUACUGACAGAUGCUCGCUGUUGGAGGGGAGCAUGUGGGCCUGACCUUGGCUGAAGUGUCAGCGUGAGCAGUGGGGGCUCCCUCUGAGGCCCCUGGAGCACUGGGACACUACCUUGCUCACUGCUGCUCACAGCCCUGGCUGUGGAAUUCUCUCCUGUUUCCUACUGUGUGUGCCUUGUACUUUCCCUAUCAUCUGUUAGAUUCACCCCAGCCUCAUGCCUGCUCCAAUCAGGAUGAGCUGUCAUUUUAAAGGGAGGUCUUUGGUUCUGUUUGCCUGUUACACCUGCUCUGAAGGUCAAGCGCUGCUGUGCAGAACCAGUAACCACAUAGGAAGAGCUCUAGGCCGGAGCUGCCCUGGCCAAACCCCAUCGGAAGGAGUGUCUGCCGCACACCAGAGAUGCUGGUUUUUUAAAAGGACAUGCACAUAUUUAAAAGUUAUGUCUUUACCUCUAAAGCUUAGGUAAUAUAAGAUGCCAUGCAUUUUAAAACCUAGGAAGUGCCAUGAGUGCAACCUUUAAUCCCAGCACUCAGGAGACAGAGGCGGGUGCAUCUCUGAGUUCAAGGCCAGCCUGGUCUACACAGUGAGUUCCAGGGCAGCCAAGGCAACACAGAGUAACCUUUUUUUUUUUUUUUUGAAAAAAAAAAAAAAAAAACCAAAAAACCUAGGAGGGACAUAAAGUAGAAUAAGGCCAAUUCUCAGGUUUUUAUUGUGGCUGGGUCCAGGGGCACAAUGCCCAUGAUCCCACAGGAAGGUCAGGGUUCAGGGCUCCUCAGCUAUCUUGGGAUGAGAACAACCUGAGCUACACACAACUCUCAAAAGAAAGGCUUUAUUGCUAAAUGUGUAGAGUGUAGAACUAUAUGGGCGCAACUGUAGCUCCCACAAAGUCCUCCGUUUGUGAGUUCUGUGUACAACCUCAGGAUGACGCCUUGAGCUGCUCUGACUGUAGGGAACCGAGCCUGCAGUCACUCUGCCCUGCAGUAGCAGACAGGGAAACACUGCCAUGUAUGUAUAGAACGUGGGGGAAUGACUUUUUAUAACAUGGAAAUGCCUCAUAGAGAACCACAUCUAGUCUUUUGAAAAUGUCAAGGUGAGCUGGGCGUGGUGGUGCUCACCUUUAGUCCCCCUACCUGGGAGGCCAUGGCACGACUGUCCCAAGUUUGAAGCCAGCCUGGACCAGACAAGCGGACACUAGGCGGUGGUGUGCAUGCCUGUAAUGCCAGCCCUUAGGAAGAAGAGCUUAAAGUUAACUAUGCCCAGAGACCCUCUCUCAAAGCAGGAAGCACACAAAACUCACCAAGGUGAGGCUGACUCCUAUGCCAUAUUCUUGGACCUGAGCCAAGUUACUAUUUCUAACCUGUUGGGCUCCUGGUCAAGAAACAAGCUUUUCUGUUUACAGUGAUGUAAUACUCGGACACGUGUUGGCCACCUUUGGACUGCUGUUACUGAUCUCCAACUUUGAAAGGCCUGGUGUGAACUGCCCCAGCCUCCCCAGCCUGCCCAUGAGAAGUCAUGAACAGAGCUGGACACAAAACAAUAAAAGUGGUGCACUGGUGAGA
This is a messenger RNA of Rattus norvegicus (Norway rat), 2923 nucleotides long. RefSeq names its product torsin family 1, member B (gene Tor1b). Gene Ontology annotation, cellular component: endoplasmic reticulum lumen; endomembrane system; nuclear membrane. Lineage: Eukaryota; Metazoa; Chordata; Mammalia; Rodentia; Muridae. Gene Ontology annotation, molecular function: ATP binding; ATP hydrolysis activity. The record is from RefSeq and is marked provisional.